Molecule: messenger RNA, 393 nt
Organism: Strongyloides ratti
Lineage: Eukaryota; Metazoa; Nematoda; Chromadorea; Rhabditida; Strongyloididae
Exons: 2
Coding region: 1-393 (130 amino acids)
Source: RefSeq, a predicted model, not a curated record
AUGGAUAGAAGCAAUAACUCGUUAGGGUUUAAUGUGAUAGUCGUAGCAAAUCUUAGAAGAAGUUUUUGUUGGUUAGUGGGAUAUUCGUCAGGUAGAAAGUUUUGUCAUUUAGAAAAAGAUUUAACACAUAUGGAUAUGGAAACUGAAGCCUUAUUGGUAGCGUUGACAUUAACUGCAGAAGCGGAUAUUCCUAUUUUAUGUGAUUCCAAAAUACCUUCUAUGAAAUACAAAUUAUCUGAAGACGAAAUCCACUGUGUUAGGAAUUUUUUGAAUGAAGCAUUAACUGUUUAUUUUCAAGAUUAUUCAACGCUAUUUUUUGAAACCAUUGCUGAAUUAUUAGAUGGUUUAUCAGUUAAGAAAUUUGUUACAUUCUUGAGAACUAUAGAUAAAUAA